Messenger RNA from Rhipicephalus sanguineus (brown dog tick), 1071 nucleotides. RefSeq names its product solute carrier family 22 member 4. The transcript has 4 exons. The coding region runs from base 1 to 1071 and encodes 356 amino acids. Lineage: Eukaryota; Metazoa; Arthropoda; Arachnida; Ixodida; Ixodidae. The record is from RefSeq and is a predicted model, not a curated record.
AUGGCGACACGGGCGAAGAAGAUGAAGAAAGAUAAGAAACAAGGCAGGGCCAAGGACAUUGCCCUGGGGAACUCCCGACAUUACGGGCAGAACCUCAAAGCUGCAGCUCUCGACCUGGACAAACUGUUUCCGGUUGGUCAGGAUGUCGAGCUCGGAAACAGGACCGAAGAGCCAUGUCACAAGUGGAAUUACGGCAUCAAGUACUGGGGCGACAGUAUAGUGAGCCGAUUCGACCUCGUGUGUGGACGCCGCUUCCUCCUGUCGACAGUGGUGCCGCGGUUGAGUUACGCGCUGCUGGCUUCCGUGGCUGGAUUCGCGUGUGAUCGCAUGGGUCGCAAGCCAGUCACCUGGCGUGCCGUGACUUACCCAUUCUUUCUGAUCAACCGAAUCAUCGUGUUGGCGUCCUCGUCGGCUACGUAUGUGGCAACGUUCAUCCUAAUUUACAAGGUGACCGGAAAAGGAGAGCGCUGGUUGUACACACUUCUGCACACGGCCGUGGCGGCUACCCUCGUUCCCCCACUUAUUCAGCUCCUUGCCGAGGCGCAACCAAGUUGGACGAUCUCCCACGCUGUUCUUAUCGCGCCCGUGGCCAUAUAUGUCGUCAUGUGCCUUUUACUAGAGGGGUCGCCCGCAUGGCUACUGGCCACUUGGAGGGUGCCCGAGGCCGAGGAGGCAGUAAUGGCUGCGGCGAAGCUGAACGGCCUGGAUGAGGAGAAGGCUCAACGGGGUUUACAAGCGCUGCUCGUCGAUCUGAAAAAGCUAAAUCUCGGAGAAGGGACUCCACUGUCGGUGGCCGAAGGCAUUCUCGAGGCCGUCAGGACGCGUCAACGAGCCGUGGCAGCUUUCGCCUCGAGAUUCUCGGCGAGUGGACUGUACUUGGGCCUGGCCGUCAACGACGGAGCACCUGGGAAACUGGCCGGCGGUGCACGUCGUUCUGUGCACGGGCUGCUACGCGCUCGUGAUCUGCGCGACGAACAAGUGGGGAGUACGCGAGUGGCUGUACGUGCUGCUCGUUGUCACCCGCGGCUGCAGCUUCAUCAGAGCUGCGACAACGUACGGUGCGCGCUUUGA